GAGAGGUGUUGCGGUGCUGGCGAAUCAGAGGGAAGAGUUAGACCACGUCAAGCUGCAGUUAGCAGUCGCCAGGCGUUGAGGGUACAGGCAGCUGCUGGUUCCUCCUCCUCAUCACCCUCUAAUUAAACACACGCACCUAAGCCAUGGCCGAACAGGAAGACUUAGCAACAGCUAUACUGAAAGAGAAGAAAAAGCCAAACCGCCUCAUCGUGGAAGAUGCAGUCAAUGAUGACAAUUCUGUUGUGGCACUCAGCCAGGCUAAGAUGGAUGAGCUGCAGCUCUUUCGAGGUGACACAGUGCUCAUCAAGGGCAAGAAACGCAAGCAGACUGUCUGCAUUGUGCUCUCUGAUGACACCAUGUCUGAUGACAAAGUUCGCAUGAAUCGUGUAGUGAGAAACAAUCUUCGCAUUCGUUUGGGUGAUGUGGUAGCUAUCCAGCCCUGCCCAGACGUGAAGUAUGGCAAGCGUAUACAUGUUCUACCUAUUGAUGACACAGUUGAAGGUCUGACUGGUAAUAUUUUUGAGGUAUUUCUGAAACCGUACUUUCUGGAAGCAUAUCGACCCAUCCACAAAGGUGACCUCUUUCUCGUCCGUGGAGGUAUGAGAGCUGUAGAGUUCAAAGUAGUGGAGACAGACCCAGCCCCUUACUGCAUCGUAUCCCAGGACACUGUUAUUUACUGCGAAGGGGAACCAGUGAAGCGAGAAGAAGAAGAGGAACAGUUGAAUGAAGUGGGCUAUGAUGAUAUUGGUGGGUGCAGGAAGCAGUUAGCACAAAUCAAAGAGAUGGUAGAAUUGCCAUUGCGCCAUCCUUCUCUAUUCAAAGCCAUUGGUGUCAAGCCACCAAGAGGUAUAUUAUUGUAUGGCCCACCAGGCACAGGAAAAACACUCAUUGCACGAGCUGUUGCGAAUGAGACUGGAGCAUUCUUCUUUUUGAUAAAUGGCCCAGAAAUUAUGUCUAAAUUAGCAGGUGAAUCUGAAAGUAAUCUUCGGAAAGCAUUUGAAGAGGCAGAAAAAAAUUCCCCAGCCAUAAUUUUCAUAGACGAGAUUGAUGCCAUUGCACCAAAACGUGAAAAGACACAUGGAGAAGUUGAACGACGAAUAGUAUCACAGCUAUUGACACUGAUGGAUGGCUUGAAGCAGCGCUCUCAUGUUAUUGUUAUGGCUGCCACAAACAGGCCUAACUCUAUUGAUCCUGCUCUUAGGCGAUUUGGUCGUUUUGACCGAGAAGUUGACAUCAGUAUUCCAGACACCACAGGUCGCCUGGAAGUCCUGCGAAUCCACACUAAGAACAUGAAAUUGUCCGAUGAUGUUGACCUAGAACAGAUUGCUGCAGAGACUCAUGGCCAUGUUGGUGCAGAUUUGGCUGCUCUGUGCUCAGAAGCUGCCCUUCAACAAAUCAGAGAAAAAAUGGAUCUUAUUGAUCUUGAUGAUGACCAGAUUGAUGCUGAGGUACUUAAUUCACUAGCAGUAACUAUGGAGAACUUCAGGUUUGCCAUGGGUAAGAGCACACCAUCAGCCCUCCGUGAAACAGUAGUGGAGGUGCCCAACAUUACCUGGCAUGAUAUUGGUGGCUUAGAAAAUGUCAAGAGAGAGUUACAGGAGCUUGUCCAGUAUCCUGUGGAGCACCCAGACAAAUUCCUGAAGUUUGGCAUGACUCCCAGCAAGGGGGUACUAUUCUAUGGCCCUCCUGGUUGUGGUAAAACCCUGUUAGCAAAGGCUAUUGCUAAUGAGUGUCAAGCUAACUUCAUCUCCAUCAAGGGUCCAGAGCUGCUUACCAUGUGGUUUGGUGAAUCAGAAGCUAAUGUGAGAGAUGUCUUUGAUAAGGCUCGUGCAGCAGCUCCGUGUGUCUUGUUCUUUGACGAGUUGGACAGCAUUGCCAAGGCUCGAGGUGGCUCUGCAGGUGAUGCAGGUGGUGCUGCUGAUCGAGUCAUAAAUCAGGUACUAACAGAAAUGGAUGGUAUGGGAGCCAAAAAGAAUGUCUUCAUCAUUGGUGCAACAAACCGACCUGAUAUUAUUGAUCCAGCCAUUUUACGACCUGGGCGUCUGGACCAGUUGAUCUACAUACCUCUCCCCGAUGAAAAGUCUAGAGUGCAGAUCCUGAAGGCGUGCUUGAGGAAAUCCCCAGUGUCAAAGAGAGUUGAUCUGGAAUAUCUUGCCAAAGUGUCCCAUGGAUUCUCUGGUGCUGAUUUAACAGAAAUUUGCCAGAGGGCUUGCAAACUGGCAAUUCGGCAGGCUAUUGAAGCAGACAUAAAGCGGGAGAGAGAGAGAGCUGCUGGAGACAAUAUGGAUAUGGAGGAAGAGGAUCCUGUACCAGAGAUAACUCGGGAUCACUUUGAGGAAGCUAUGAAGUAUGCCCGCCGUUCAGUCUCUGACAACGACAUUCGCAAAUAUGAGAUGUUCUCCCAGACGCUGCAGCAGAGUCGAGGUUUGGCUCUAAUUUCAGAUUUCCAGACCAGCAAGGCCAGGGAGGCAGCAGCCAUGGUGGAAACUUUGGUGCAGAUGGAGAGGAUGAUGAUUUGUACUCGUAAAGCUUCUCCUAUUCCCAUUGGGAAGAAACAGCUUCAGGAAGAAUCAAUCUACUUGCAGGAGGAAUUAGUGUACCAUUCAUGAGUGGUUUGUGUGAAGUUAAUAAAAUGUAUAUUGAAGAUGCAUUCAUGAGUGGGUGUCUUUGGAAAUAUUGACUAAGUUAAUGGUCAGAGACUUAAAUAUUAUAAUGUGCAUCAUGCAAUGAAGCCUUGAAAAAUUGCCCCUGUACAUCCCAGUUGUUUUCUAAAGUAUGGGUGCAGUGAAUUGAGGGUCCAGGGCAUUAAGCCCCUUCAGGAAUGUGAUUAAGAGCCAAGUUUAACAGCAGAUGCUACAAUGGACUAAAAAUAUAAGACUAGAAAUAAUAUAUGCAGGCGGUGAGCAUUCCGUAUUUGGGAAGAAAGGGCUGAGGGCAUUGAGGCUAUUUGGCGAGAUAAUUCUUCAGUUUCAUGCUUUGAAAUUUUACUGUAACAAAUAUGUUAUUUGUUGCAUUUUAAACUUAUUUUUCCCAAAGGAACUUUUAAAAAUGCCCCCCCCUCCCCCCUUUUUUUUUUUUAUAUAUAGAUAUUCAGUAGCAACUGUUAUACUAUGUUCCUGUUGCACUCCUAGGCAAGUCAGUAUGAACAUUUCUGUGAGGUAGGCUGAUUGCACCUUUGAUACAAACUAGUGCUCCACUGAUAAGUAUUUUUUUGUGUACUGGAUUAGUGGUAAGGAGCAGUGCAUGUGGUGAUUGUAUUAUAUUCCCAUGUGUAAAUGUUAAUACAUAAACUUAACCUUUUCUUACACAGUAAAAUAGAGAAGUCUUUAAA
Molecule: messenger RNA, 3331 nt
Organism: Cherax quadricarinatus
Lineage: Eukaryota; Metazoa; Arthropoda; Malacostraca; Decapoda; Parastacidae
Gene: TER94
Product: Transitional endoplasmic reticulum ATPase TER94
Biological process (GO): mitotic spindle disassembly; autophagosome maturation; retrograde protein transport, ER to cytosol
Cellular component (GO): nucleus; cytosol; VCP-NPL4-UFD1 AAA ATPase complex
Molecular function (GO): polyubiquitin modification-dependent protein binding; ATP binding; ATP hydrolysis activity
Source: RefSeq, a predicted model, not a curated record